GCGGAUACGAGCCUGACCCAAGGUGGACGCGCAAAUGAAGAUGUCAGGUGAACAAGCGCAUCGGCUGUGUUUGUUGCUCUUUGCAUUGGGUUUCCGUGCCGGGACAACAGCAGAGGUUUCCGUAUGGACCGUGGACAUCAACUCGACAAAAGAUGCUGUAUUUCGGAAGACACUAUAUGCCAACACCACCAUCUUCAUGAAGUUCCAGGGUGACACAAGGUCAUGUGAUAGAAACCUGGCGUUCAACAUCAGCUGGUACCUGCGCUCCUCUGUCUGCUAUAAUGAGGUCUUUAACACACCAGACAACAAAGCGAUGAACAUGUUUGGCAUGGAUCACAUGUUGAAAGACGGCUGGAACGGCUUCUACAGCCAGGGCUACAUGUACUUUGAUAACUGCUCCACCCUCUUCUUACCAAAGGUGUAUUAUGCAGAUUUCAACCCAUAUCAGCCCCUGUCAAGCCCGAAGAGUGACCCGUCAAAUCAGAGCCUCAUUUGGCCUGACAAGCCGGACAUCAGUGCAGUAGCUAAAGCUUGGGAGGACAGUCCGUAUCUGUUCAUAGUGAAGGUGCAGCCUUUAUUCCGCGGAGUCGAGGAUGACGACAUCAGCGCGGAGCAGCUCAGCUUUGCUUUUACAAUGAAAGUAGAGAUGAAAGGGCCACAUGACUACUCCUCUCCAGCAGACUGGCCCCUGAUGAUGUUCUUCAUGGUCAUGUGCAUUGUCUACGUGCUGUUCGGGGCUCUCUGGCUCUUCUGGUGCGCUUGCUAUUGGAGGGAUCUGCUGCGGAUCCAGUUCUGGAUCGGCGCCGUCAUCAUCCUCGGCAUGCUGGAGAAAGCUGUGUUUUACUCCGAAUACCAGAGCAUUCGUUACAAAGGAGACUACGUUCAGGGCGCUGUGAUUUUUGCUGAGCUACUCUCGGCUCUCAAAAGAUCUCUGGCCCGAAUCCUGGUCCUCAUUGUCAGUCUUGGCUACGGCAUAGUCAAGCCCAGGUUGGGUACCACAGUGCACCGGCUGGUAGCUGUCGGGCUUCUCUAUCUGCUCUUCUCCUCUGUGGAAGGUGUGCUGAGAGUGACAGGAGGCUUCUAUGGGACCGUUGCCCUGGUGGCAAAUCUCAGCCUCUCACUCAUUGACUCCUGUGUCAUGUGGUGGAUUUUCAUCAGUCUGUCUCAAACCACUCGUCUCCUGAAGCUCCGCAGGAAUAUAGUGAAGCUGUCUCUGUAUCAGCACUUCACCAACACUCUCAUCUUCUCUGUUCUCGCUUCCAUCAUAUUCAUCAUCUGGACCACCAAAGUCUUCAAGCUGGUGGACUGCCAGACGGGUUGGAGGGACUUGUGGGUAGACGAUGCCUUCUGGCGGCUCCUGUUCUCCACCAUACUGCUGGUCAUCAUGGUGCUGCUGCGACCCUCUGCCAACAGCCAGAGGUUCUCCCAUUCCCCGCUGAUUGAUGAAGAUGAUGAUGAGGAGGAGGCCAAGGAACCUAUGCUGAAUGAAGCUUUUGAGGGAAUGAAGAUGAGAGGAUCAAAGCCUGACACCAACGGCUCCCAGAAACUGUUGAGCAAAGAGGAUGAAGACCUAAAAUGGGUAGAGGAGAAUAUUCCUACAACUGUUGCUGAUGUAGCUCUCCCUGUAAUGCUCGACGAAGAAGAGGAAAUCCUGAAAACCAAGAUGGAGCGAUCCAAAAUGGAGUAGAAGCACGGACUGAAAAUGCAAGACGAUGAUGUGAGAAAGCGAUUUCACUGAGGCAGCGAUGAAUGCAUUUUGAGUGAUCUGAUUACCAAAAAAUGUGGGCAAAGCCAACUGUUCUCUCAGACACUUUACAUUUUUUAAAUUUUAUUUCACAAGUAUUGUGUUACACAAUAAUAAUAAUGAUAAGCAUGAGUGUGUUAGAAAGUGUUACUGUGCAGCCCUGAGUUGGAUGAGAUAGCUGUUGAUGUCAAGAUGAGCAUUGUGGGACAGGGUUAAAACUGGUAAAACUGAAGAAAUAACACAGCAGAGCAAUUUGAUGAAGAUUUUAAAGCUGCUUAGGCCGUCCUUCACUCACAAACUUGGCCAAAAUCAAGUAGAAACAGGGUAUUUUCCUCAAUGCCCUUGCCAAAAAUCAAAAUGCUGUCCUGUGGUUUUCUCUUUAUUCAACGUUUACUGUAUUGGAGUGUGAGCUGUCUGGAGUAAUGGGGAGAAGAUGAAACAUUUGGUAAGAUAUUAGGCUUCAAUGGAUCAGACUUAAAGGAAAAGGACUAACUCUUCAGGUUGGGGUACAUAUCAGAAUGUCUGGCAGUCAUCACAACCAAAAUAUCACAUGAUGAUGAUAAUGCUACUAAUGGAGGGGCAAACACACGCUGAAAACACCAAUAUUAUCAAAUUAGAUUUAAGCCAGCACAGCAUCUAACACUUGAACUUAAAUUUUGUGUUUUAUUAAUGUUACAUAUUUAAGUCACAUGAUGAUGUACAUUUAAAUGAGAAAGCAGCCAUAUAGUAUGAUUAACCAUUUAGCCAGAUAACUAAAAAAAAAAAGAAGCUAUGCAUAACAUAUGCACAUUACUAAACCUUUGUUGUUUGGCUAAUUGAGUAAUCCCGAAUCUACAAAUAUAUAAAAGCCACUUUUACUGUAUGUAAACAUGGCUUCAUCAGUGACUGUUGAUACUUGAAACAUUUCACUGUUGUCAGGGGGGCAGGGGUGCAGGGGGGCAUGAUACUUGUGUGUUUCUUGCGUUCACUGGAGCACAUUGUCUGUUCAGUUGGGAGAAGGUAAUGACCCUCUCAUGCAUGAAAGUAUCUCGAAGCCUGGUAUAUACAUAAAUAAACACAGUGUCAACAGAGCCGCCUGUUACCAUGGAUCACCUCUUUGAGAUGUUAUCUUUAAACGGAUCUGUUAAAAGAAGCUGAGAGUAUGACUCCAGUGUUGAUAGUUUUCAAGCUUUUGCUGAAAAAUGAAAGACUGGAUGACCCUUUAGACGUAUUUUCCUGGUCUGUUUUCAAGUAGUCUAAAAUUAAGUUGUUGGUUUGUUUUUGUUUUUUUAAGGAAAGACACCUCAGAUAACAUGGUUUAGGUUCAUAUCAUUUUGUGAUCACCACACCAAAGUGAACACUUCUUUGUAGCUACUGAAUCACAGAAUCUAUUGAUAAGCCUUGCAGAUGUGGUGUAGGCCUAAAUUUAAGUGUGCUUCUGUGAUUUUCUCUGUUUGUAACCUUUCCCCCCUCCUUUAACGGGGCCAGGGUUUUAUAAAGGUCCUCACUGAAAUUUCAGUAGCACAGGGUAGUUUAAAAAUGUUGUACAUGAUCAGUUAUAAGUCUUUUUUAUUUAAGCAUAGUUACAGAUUCCUUUGAGUCUUGUCCCAUUCACACUGCAAAAUAACCUCGCCUUAUCUGGCAGAAGUAUACUCUCAUCCUUGUGCAAUCUACUGCAGUAUGUGUGGAUGUUCUAAAUUACCUAAUUUAUGUUUUUUUAAUGUGUCCAAGUCUUGUCAAAGAUAUUUUAUUUCAGAGAGAUACUAGGCCCAUUUUCUGGAUGUGAGUCUGCAUUGUAAUGUGAAGCUGAUGAUAUUGUACGGCUUUUUGCAUAAUGUCCUGCAAAUAAAAUUUAUAUUGAAA
Scomber japonicus (chub mackerel) is the source of this 3586-nucleotide messenger RNA. Its product is annotated as transmembrane protein 87A-like. Bases 35 to 1687 code for a protein of 550 amino acids. The record is from RefSeq and is a predicted model, not a curated record. Gene Ontology annotation, biological process: retrograde transport, endosome to Golgi. NCBI's taxonomy places the organism in Eukaryota, Metazoa, Chordata, Actinopteri, Scombriformes, Scombridae. The transcript is spliced from 20 exons. Gene Ontology annotation, cellular component: Golgi cisterna membrane; Golgi apparatus.